This is a messenger RNA of Dermatophagoides farinae (American house dust mite), 357 nucleotides long. The record is from RefSeq and is a predicted model, not a curated record. Lineage: Eukaryota; Metazoa; Arthropoda; Arachnida; Sarcoptiformes; Pyroglyphidae.
AUGUUCAAUGGUACAAUACGUGAUAAUCUAGAUCCACAACAUCGUUAUCGUGAUGAUGAAAUAUGGACAGCAUUGUUUGAUUGUAAAAUAAACAUUUUAAUCGAUUCAUUAGGCGGUUUAGAUGGCCAAAUAGAUGGUGAAAAUGGUAUGAAUCUAAGUAUUGGUCAACGGCAUUUAUUUUGUUUGGCAAGAGCAGUAUUGAAUAAAUGUAAAAUUAUUUGUAUGGAUGAAAUAAUGGCAAAUAUUGAUAAUGAAACUGGCAAAAUAUUGGAUGAACUGAUCGAUACUAUAUUCAAUCAAACGACCAUUGUACAUAUUGCACAUAAAUUGGAUUCAUUACGCAAUUAUGAUCAUUGA